CGCCCGACACCCCCCGAGCGCCCCGAGCCCCGCCGCGUCCGACAUGAGGGAGAAGGGCCGCAAGAAGAAGGGCAGGACCUGGGCAGAGGCCGCCCGGACGGUCCUGGAGAAAUAUCCCAACACACCCAUGAGCCAUAAAGAGAUCCUUCAAGUUAUCCAAAAAGAAGGCCUUAAGGAAAUCAGCGGGACGUCCCCCCUGGCCUGCCUGAAUGCCAUGCUGCACACCAACUCCCGCGGAGAGGAGGGCAUCUUCUACAAGGUGCCAGGCAGGAUGGGCGUCUACACCCUCAAGAAGGACAUCCCAGAUGGGCUGAAGGAGCUGUCAGAGGGCUCGGAGGAGAGCAGUGAUGGCCACUCGGACUCGCAGAGCUCAGAGCACAGCAGCUCCAGCAGCGACGGCUGCGCCGCCAAGGACAGGAGGAAGAGCAGGUGGAAAAGGAAAGUGCCGUCGCGCCUGCCCCCCGCAGGCUCCCCGCAGCCCGGCUGCCCGUCCCCGUCCAUCCCGGCCAAGGGCCUCUCCUCCUCCCAGAAGCACAGCAAGAAGGCCCUCAAGCAGGCCCUGAAGCAGCAGCAGCAGAAGCAGCAGCAGCAGCAGCAGCAGCAGUGCCGGCCGGGCAUGGGGCCGGGCAUGGGGCCGGGCAUGGCCCUGCCCUCUGGCCAGCACGUCCUGCUCAAGGCCAAGGCCACCCCCGGGAGGUCAGGUUGGGAAGGGAAGCAGACAGAUGGACAUUCCAGCAGCCCCCCAAACUCCACGUGCAGCUCCUCGCCCUCGGUGAAGCUGGAGAACUCCCUGCCAGGGCUGCCCAAGAAGCCCUUCCCCAGAUCUGACAGGCUCCAUGCAAGGCAGCUGAAGCGAGCGCGCUGUGCCGAGAUCGACGUGGAGACGCCGGACUCCAUCCUGGUGAACACCAACCUGAGGGCCCUGAUCAACAAGCACACCUUCAGCCUGCUGCCUCCCGAGGGCCAGCAGCGCCUGCUGCUGCUGCUGCCCGACGUGGACAGACAGGUGGGCCCUGACGGGCUGAUGAAGCUCAGCAGCUCCGCGCUCAACAACGAGUUCUUCACCUCGGCUGCUCAGGGCUGGAAGGAGAGGCUGUCAGAAGGAGAGUUCACCCCAGAAAUGCAGCUCCGGAUCCGGCAGGAGAUCGAGAAGGAGAAGAAGGUGGAGCUGUGGAAGGAGCACUUCUUUGAGAGCUACUACGGGCAGAGCUCUGGGCUGAGCCCCGAGGAGUCGGAGCGCCUGACAGCACUGCCCGAGGCGGCAGAGCCCGGCCGGCCCCGCAGCCCCCCGGCCCCACGGCGGGAGCAGAGCACACCCACAGCUCCCCCGGAGCCCCAGGCAGCCCCAGGGGCCAGCAGGAAAGCAGCAGAGGAGGCCAGAGAGGAGCCACAGCCCAAGGCAGCCAAGCCUGAGGUGUCCCCGGAGCGACGAGCGGUGAGAGCCGGCGAGAGACCGGGGCCCGGCCGGGAGAGAGAAACCCUGCCCCAAAAACCCCCCAGCACCUCCAGCCACGGGGCAGAGGAGCAGAGGAAGCCUGGGGUGGCCAAGGAGGUGCCAGGGAAGGAAUCUCUGGGUGCCGCAAGCAAACCAAAGAGCCCUGAGGCUGGCGGGGCAGCAGCCAAGGCGCAGAGCCCUGCGGCAGCCAAGGUGGAGGAGGAGAAGGAGAAGGAGGAGAAGGAGAAGGAGAAGAAGCCCCCCGGGAGCGAGGCCAUGGAGGUCGGGGUGGAGGCCCACAAGAGGAAGCUGGAGAGCAGGGAGGAAGCUCCAGGCAGCCCUGAGAAGAAGCCCCGUGUGGCUGAGCCCUGCCAGCACCACCAGCAGCAGCAGCAGCAGCACCAGGCCUUUCGCAGGCAGCCCUUUCCCAGCACGGGGCCGGCCGUGCCGCGGGUGCCCCCGCUCAAGAUUCCCGUGUCCAGAAUCUCCCCGAUGCCAUUUCCUGCGGGCCAGGUCUCUCCCAGGCCGUGCUUCCCGCUGUCCCUCGGCAGUCCUGGCAGGACAGGGGCCAGGACCCUGGCCGACAUCAAGGCAAGAGCGCAGCAGGCCAAGGCGCAGAGGGCGGCAGCCGCAGCCGCCGCAGCCUCGGCCGGGGGAGCCGUGCCAGGGCCCGGCCCGGGCGGGGGGAGACCCCCGGGCAGGGCAGGAGACGGGAGAGACCCCGGCGGAGCCCCCCAGGCCGCGGCUGGAGCCAAGGCGCUGGAACUGGCAGGAACUGGAAGCGGGGGAGGUUCGAGAAGGUUCCUUCCCCACGGCCCAGGGCCCCGCUCGCAGGUGCAGGGCCAGGCGGAGCCGGGAGCUGCUCGCCAUCCUCCUGGAGCACAACUACAGCCAGGAGCAGCCCCCGCGGCUGCCCCGGCGCUAGGGAACGGAGCUGGGGCCGCGCCGAGCCCCCCGCGGGGCACGGCCACCCCCGGCUCCCCCGGUACGCCCGGCGGGGCCCCUCCUGCCGCGGCCCGGAACGGGAGCGGCUGUGAGCUCCCCAAAGGCAAACCUCCGUCCCCUCCGGUGUCCCCGCUGCCGCCCUCGGGCCCCGGAGCCCAGGCUGCAGCUGUGGGUGCAGCCGUCCCAGCCUCCAGCAGCUCCUCGGUAGCAGCCAGCCUUAAAUCCCCUCCCCGAGCGAGCUCCUCCAGCAUUCCUGCCAACAACCCUUUGGUCACGCAGCUGCUCCAGGGCAAGAGCGUCCCUCUGGAGCAGAUCCUGCCCAAGGCGCUGACCAAAGCAGAAGCGAAAAGUGGCCCGGUGGCUCCUCAGGAAGAGAAGGGGGCGGCGGGGAACGGCACCGAGGCGGGGGACAGAGCAUCGGGGGUGCCCCCGCAGCAGCUCGGCAAGAUCUUCUGCCAGAGCAGGCCCCUGCCUCACAUUCCAAGGACCUUCCCGCUGCCCUCGGGAAAGGAGCCCGGGCCCGAGCAGCACCACGAGGCGCUGAGCAAAUCCACCCAGGAGCAGAUCCUGCAGACUCUGAUCAAGAGGGUGCAGAGGCAGAACGUGCUGCCCGUCCUCCAGCCCUCGCAGCUGAACCUCCCGCACUCAGGUUUCCCGGUGGAGAGCAGCUCCACCAGGCAGAGAUUCAUGCUGGGCUUCACGGGCAGGAGGACGUGCAAGCCUGCCAUGUCCGGGCACUACCUGCUCAACAUCUCCACCUACGGCCGCGGCUCGGAGAGCUUGAGGAGAGGCUCGUCCCUGAGCGCCGAGCCCCGCCUGGGGCUGGGCAGCCCCGCCGAGGGCGCCGGGGCAGAGCUGGGCGAGGCCGCGGGCGGCCGGGGCAGCGGCAGCAGCAGCGAGGAGGACGCGGACGAUGAGAGCUCCGGGGACGAGCGGGAGCACGGCAGCAGCAAGGAGGAGCCGCGGGCGGGGCAGGGGGAGCAGGAGCGGGGCUCACACGGCCCCGCGGAGCCCAAGGCCGCCAAGGAGAAGGCGCCGGCCUUGGAUGGCACCGCGCUGGCCCGGGACCUGCUGCAGGCAGCGCAGGAGCAGAUGGCCCACGCCAUGAGGGGCAAGGGCCACGGUGGCACGGAGCUCUUUGGGCCCCCCACGCCAUGCCCAGAUCCAUCGCAGCCCCCGCUGCUCCCCGCCCCGCAGCCCCCGAAGCUGCCCGGGAGCUACAGCGGCACCAUCAACGUCUCCACCUCGCCCGACAUGGUGGGGCAGGGCUCGCUGGUGGGCGAGUGCAGCCAGCUGGGCAGCUCCAUGGGCAACGUCAUGUCCUUCUCGGUGACCGUGACCACCAUCCCCGCCGGGCAGGCCGUGAGCUCUGGCGGCCGCGGGCAGAGCCUGCCGGUGCAGGCGUUCGCCGAGGACGGCGCCAUGGAGGAUCCCCCUUCCAAAUGCUACUGCAGGUUGAAAGCCAUGAUCAUGUGCAAGGGCUGCGGCGCCUUCUGCCACGACGACUGCAUCGGCCCCUCCAAGCUCUGCGUCUCCUGCCUCGUGGUGCGGUAACGGGGAGCGGCACGGCCUCCUCGGGGGCUGCCGUCGGGAGAAUCUUGGGAAGAAACAGGAAUUUUACUGCCUUGCACAAGAGACACGUUACUGAAUCAGGAAUCCAGAGCUAGAGUCCUUCUUUCAUUAACGAAAGAGCACCUUCUUGUACAGGGAAUCGAAAUCGCGCUCGACUACGUGAAUUGUGACAAGAGUUUGCACUUAAGGAAUUCUGUAAAUAUGCCACAUUAUUUUGUUUAAAGAUAUUUUUUCAAUCUUUUAGGA
This is a messenger RNA of Melospiza melodia melodia, 4198 nucleotides long. RefSeq names its product ASXL transcriptional regulator 2 (gene ASXL2). NCBI's taxonomy places the organism in Eukaryota, Metazoa, Chordata, Aves, Passeriformes, Passerellidae. Gene Ontology annotation, biological process: animal organ morphogenesis; positive regulation of transcription by RNA polymerase II. Gene Ontology annotation, cellular component: PR-DUB complex. Gene Ontology annotation, molecular function: chromatin binding; DNA binding; peroxisome proliferator activated receptor binding. Bases 44 to 3934 code for a protein of 1296 amino acids. The record is from RefSeq and is a predicted model, not a curated record. The transcript is spliced from 12 exons.